Molecule: messenger RNA, 583 nt
Organism: Suillus clintonianus
Lineage: Eukaryota; Fungi; Basidiomycota; Agaricomycetes; Boletales; Suillaceae
Exons: 3
Coding region: 13-351 (112 amino acids)
Cellular component (GO): mitochondrial large ribosomal subunit
Molecular function (GO): structural constituent of ribosome
Source: RefSeq, a predicted model, not a curated record
AGUCAUUCAUCAAUGUUCUUCACGGCUGUCUGUCUUUCGAAAGCCUCGCGGCGUGCUUUGACACCGAAGCGGGGGAAUAAGGAUUUUUAUAAAGGAACUAGACAAGCAUUUCUCCCUGGUGGGCAUCGCACAGGUGCCCCAGGAAAACAUGUUAUUCGAGGCGCGUCGAAGUACCGUUUACUGGACGAGAAAGUGAGGGUAUUUGUCGCGCCGAGUAUAGAGGAGAUCAAGAAAAGCGAGCUGAAGCCAUACGUCGGGAAGGACGUCAAGCUCACAAUGGUACAGAAGAGGGAGCUGUGGAAUAUCAUGCCAAAACCACCAGCGUCCUCCCAGUCCGCUCCAUCAAGCUGAACGAACAACCUUUUAUUAUCCUGUCCAACUCUGUAUUAUAUCAUAGGUCAUAAUAUCAUGCAUACCUCCAAUUGUAGUGCCCACCGCCACACGGAGCUCAGCAGGAGUGGGUGCCAGGGUGCAGGCAGCAGUCUUCAUACCAUACCACAUAUUGCCGAUUUAUUGCAUCUCUCAGAGGCCUUCGGCGUAAUCUCCAGAUCUAGUUCAUCCACGAGUCAAGACAGUAGAUCUA